This is a messenger RNA of Drechmeria coniospora, 480 nucleotides long. RefSeq lists its product as uncharacterized. The record is from RefSeq and is a predicted model, not a curated record. Bases 1 to 480 code for a protein of 159 amino acids. Gene Ontology annotation, biological process: translational initiation. Gene Ontology annotation, molecular function: translation initiation factor activity; RNA binding. The transcript is spliced from 2 exons. NCBI's taxonomy places the organism in Eukaryota, Fungi, Ascomycota, Sordariomycetes, Hypocreales, Ophiocordycipitaceae. Gene Ontology annotation, cellular component: nucleus.
AUGUUAGCUUCUUCCAAUACUUAUGCCAAAAAUCAUGACCGCCGACUGCCUGGUUGCUGCUUGAUCAUUGCCAUGGGUCGCCCGAAACGCAACGUCCUCGCCGCCGCAGAGGAGGCCCUCACGCCUCCCGAUGAGCUGAAGCCGAACCAGACGGUCGUGCGGGUCGUCAAACCCCAGGGCAACAAUCUCUACGCCUGCGAACUGCCCAGCAAGAAGCCCGUCAUCCUCGAGCUUGCCCAGCGCUUCCGCAACACGAUAUGGAUAAAGCGUGGCGGUUUUGCUCUCGCCGAGAGGUACGAUGACGGUUCGGAGGAUACGCGCGCUGCCGGGGAGAUUGUCAACAUUGUCCGCGACGAGAAGCUGUGGAGGAAGCAGGCUUACUGGCCGAAAGAGUUCACGAGGAACACAUACGACCUCGACGACUCCGAGGACGAAUCCAACGUCGGCAAGAUGCCGCCGAGCGACUCCGAGGAGGAGUGA